This is a messenger RNA of Phaedon cochleariae (mustard beetle), 518 nucleotides long. The record is from the annotation of a GenBank genome assembly. NCBI's taxonomy places the organism in Eukaryota, Metazoa, Arthropoda, Insecta, Coleoptera, Chrysomelidae.
AAUCAAAUUGAUCAUAUUAUGUCUACAUCAGCAAUCACAAUCUGCGUUUAUAUUUUAGUUUUACAUCACUUAGCAGAAACAAGUCAUAUUAUCGAUAAUUACAAUAUAGAUAAUCAUGUGGUUGGGCCACGCGACUGUGUGAACAAUAAAAAUAUCCAAAAGUUGGCUAUAGAUCCAAAUUUGAAUCAGUUGAGACACAAGCUGUCGAAGUUUAUCAAGGGGAAUAAACAUAAGAAAAGAGAAGCUACAACAAGCUCAGGUAAACACAAGACGGCCGGUAAUCCUAAGGACGAAAAAGCCGAGAACAAAUCCGAAACCGAUCAGCAAUGGGACGAGUGGAGUCCAUGGUCUAGCUGCAGCGUGUCCUGCGGCAAGGGAAGGCACAUCCGGUGGCGCCAUUGCAGGCAGAAAUGUGACGGCGUGGAAACGGAAAUGGAGCAGAAGUUGUGCCAGUUGCCUGCUUGUCCUCAAAAACUUUUCGGCUUAAUAAAACUAUAAGAUUCAUGCUUUCAUAAUUU